UCGCCCAUGAAACCUCUUGAGGCGGUCGGUCACCAUGGUGGUGGCUUACAACAGCGAGCCCAGACGCAGACCAUCCGUCGCGUUUACACGCUAAAACACUGUUUAUAAAUGCUUCCUUUGACCCUCCGCUGCUUUGCAAAUGGCUUAAAAUGGACACUCACCUAACGCAUGGAUUGCACAUUGUUUUGAAUUUGAGAACUGAAGAAGAUGGAAUAGCGAACAAGGGACAAAAACGGAAUGCUGAAAAAUGCAGUCGUCUGCGUAAAUCAUAGACGCUCCGCUUGCCUGCAAAACCUUUCGUUAACACAGAAUCGAAUUAACAAGUCCCAACAUUUGACGCUUCAGUGGCUGGAAUAGGAAGAGCAGACUGUCUGGUUUUGUAGGAUUGGGACGAGGGACAGUAAGAGAGCUCCUGGCUUAGGUUGUGGCCUGGGGACAGGCUCUCCUCUGCAGUUGCUGCGACCUGAAAACGUUUUUGUACCACUAACGUUAUAAAAAGCCACUUGAGAGACUCUCUUUGGAUUAUUUGACUUAACUGUUGUUCGCGACGGGUUUGAAAACCAUGGCGUCCUAUGUGGAUAACAGUUUUCGGCAGGCGGUGAUGGUGAAUCCUUCAGACAGGACGCAACAGGACCUGGAGAUUGUAUAUUCCUACUUGCAUGGAAUGGAGGCGCUGUCCAACCUUCGGGAACACCAGCUGAGGAUAAUGUGUGAAAGCGUCCGCUACGAAAGACACGAAGCCAAUGAAGUGCUCUAUUAUCCGGAUGAUAUUGGCACGUGUUGGUAUAUUCUGCUUUCUGGAUCGGUCUUCAUCAAAGAGUCCAUGUUCCUGCCACGCUCCAGUUUUGGGAAGAGGUCUGCUGGGAGUUUACGUCGUGGAUGCGAGUGUAUCGUUCUGGAGCCAUCCGAGAUGAUUGUGGUGGACUAUAUGGAUGAGAAUGAGGAGUAUUUCCAGCGGCAGGCAUCACACCGACAGUCCCGCCGAAGGUUUCGCAAGAUCAACCAGAAGGGCGAGCGGCAGACCAUCAUCGACACCGUAGACCCCUAUCCUGCCGGCAAGCCGCCCGUUGCGCGGGGAUACCAUACGGAAUGCGUUAAGGCUCAGCUGCCGGCAGACUUCAGCAGAUUACACCUGGCAGACGGGAUUCACCCCCAGGUGACACACGUUUCCUCCAGCCACUCAGGAUGUAGCAUCACCAGUGAUUCUGGGAGCAGCAGCCUGUCGGACAUUUACCAGGCCACAGAGAGUGAGCCUGGCGACAUGGACCUCAGUGGCCUGCCCGAGACGGCCGUUGACUCCGAGGAGGAUGACGAUGAGGAAGACAUCGAACGUGCCUCUGAUCCCCUCAUGAGUCGAGACAUCGUCCGAGACUGCCUGGAGAAAGACCCCAUGGACCGAACGGAUGAUGACAUAGAGCAACUGUUGGAGUUCAUGCACCAGCUACCGGCCUUUGCCAAUAUGACCAUGUCUGUCAGGAGGGAGCUUUGUGCUGUCAUGGUGUUCGCUGUGGUGGAACGGGCCGGCACAGUCGUCCUUAAUGAUGGCGAAGAGCUGGACUCAUGGUCUGUGAUUCUGAAUGGCUCAGUGGAGGUGACGCACCCAGAUGGCCGGACGGAAAUCCUGUGCAUGGGCAACAGCUUUGGUGUGUCCCCCACCAUGGAGAAAGAAUACAUGAAAGGGGUGAUGAAGACCAAGGUGGAUGACUGCCAGUUUGUUUGCAUAGCACAGCAAGAAUACUGCUGCAUCCUUAACCAAGUGGAGAAAAACAUGCAGAAGGUGGAAGAGGAGGGUGAGAUUGUGAUGGUGAAGGAACACCGAGAGCUUGACCGCACAGGCACCAGAAAAGGACACAUUGUCAUCAAGGGCACACCAGAGCGUCUUACCAUGCACCUUGUAGAAGAGCACUCGGUGGUGGACCCCACCUACAUCGAGGACUUCCUGCUUACCUACCGCACCUUCCUGCCAAGCCCCAUGGUGGUAGGCAAGAAACUGCUGGAGUGGUUUCAUGACUCCAGCCUCAGGGACAAGGUUACACGGGUAGUCUUGCUGUGGGUAAACAAUCAUUUCAACGACUUUGAGGGUGACUCUGCAAUGACACAUUUUCUUGAGGAGUUCGAGUACAAUCUGGAGAGAGAGAAAAUGUGUGGGCACCUAAGACUGUUAAACAUAGCAUGUGCUGCCAAAGCUAAGCUACGGGUGGUGACCCUGACCAAACCCUCGAGGGAAGCACACCUGUCUUUCACCCUGCUGGGGGGUUCAGAGAAGGGCUUUCGCAUUUUCAUUGACAGCGUGGAGCAAGACAGCAAAGCUGCAGAGGCCGGCCUUAAACGAGGAGACCAGAUACUAGAGGUCAAUGGGCAAAACUUUGAAAAUGUGCCGUUAUCCAAAGCCAACGAGAUUCUCAAAAACAACACACACCUGUCCAUUACUGUGAAAACCAAUCUCUUAGUGUUUAAGGAGCUACUGGCCAGGCCUGACCAGGACCAGGAGCAAGAACUGGAGGAGGAGCCAGACAGGAAAAACGGGGCACCUCACAUCCCCAAAAUCGGGGACAUUAAGAAAGCCAGCCGCUACUCCAUCCCUGACCUGGCUGUGGAUGUGGAGCAGGUCAUGGGUCUUGAGAAAGCUAGUAAGAAAGCCAAGGCCAACACCGUGGGUGGCAGAAACAAGCUGAAGAAGAUCUUCGACAAGACACUAACCAGUAUUCUUCCACCCAAACCUUACAAUGAGGUUGGUGUGGGACAGUCCCAGGAUGACAGUAUUGUUGGGCUAAAGCAGUCAAAGCAGAUCCCUCCUGCUCUUCCUGUCAGUGGAAACCUUUCAUCGAGCAACCCUGACCUAUUGCAAUCACACCAUCGCAUACUUGACUUCAACAACCAGCCUGACAUGUCAGACCAGGUACUGAGAGUGUUCAAGGCAGACCAGCAAAGUCGAUACCUCAUGAUUGGGAAGGACACCACAGCAAAAGAGGUCGUAGCUCAGGCCAUCCGAGAGUUUGCCUUGACUGCUGCCCCUGAAGCAUAUUCAUUGUGUGAGGUGUCAGUCACUCCUGAGGGUGUCAUCAAGCAGCGGCGACUCCCUGAACAACUCUCCAAACUGGCCGACAGGAUCCAGCUCAGUGGAAGGUACUACCUGAAAAGCAACAUGGAGACAGAGACAUUGUGCUCGGAUGAAGAUGCCCAGGAACUACUAAGAGAGAGUCAGAUCAGCCUGUUGCAGCUUAGCACGGUGGAAGUGGCGACCCAGCUGUCCAUGCGUGCCUUUGAGCUGUUCUGUGCCAUCGAGCCCACCGAGUACAUCGAUGACCUCUUUAAGCUGAAAACUCGUCUAACCGGGCCCCCCAGCCUCAAGCUCUUUGAGGAGGCCAUCAAUCGGGAGACCUUCUGGGUGGCCACGGAGGUGGUGCGUGAGACCAACCAGCUCAAACGCAUGAAGAUCAUCAAGCACUUCAUUAAGAUCGCACUGCAUUGCCGCGAGUGCAAGAACUUCAACUCCAUGUUUGCCAUCAUCAGCGGUCUGAACUUGGCACCAGUGUCCAGACUCAGAGGCACAUGGGAGAAGUUGCCUAGUAAAUAUGAGAAGCUGUUUAGUGAUCUUCAAGAUUUAUUUGAUCCCUCCAGGAAUAUGGCAAAGUACCGAAAUCUUCUAAACAGCCAGAAUCUGCAGCCACCCAUCAUCCCUCUUUUCCCUGUAAUCAAGAAGGAUCUCACCUUCCUGCAUGAAGGAAAUGACUCGAAGGUAGAUGGUUUGGUGAACUUUGAGAAGCUGCGGAUGAUUGCUAAAGAGAUCAGACACGUAGGCAGAAUGGCAGCGGUAAACAUGGACCCUGCUCUGAUGUUCAGAACCAGGAAGAAGAAAUGGAGAAGUUUAGGGUCACUCAGCCAGGGCAGUGCCAAUGCGGCAGUCCUGGAUGUAACCCAGACAGGCGGACACAAGAAGCGGGUCAGACGGAGUUCCUUCCUCAAUGCCAAGAAGCUGUACGAGGACGCACAGAUGGCACGCAAAGUCAAACAAUACCUGUCCAACCUCAUCCUGGAGACGAAUGAGGAGAGCCUGCAGACACUCUCAAUUCAGUGUGAGCCUUCAGUCAACACAUUGCCGAAGAGUUCCGGGGACAGGAAGAGACCGGACACUUCUCCUAUAGUUGCACGGGCCGCCAUUCACCAGCGCCAGCAGCUUCAGAAAGCCACCCAGGCGCUUCAAGUGCCUGCCGUAGCCCUCUACCCAUCACGCAAGAAAGUGCCAGUCAAAGACUUGCCGCCAUUUGGCACAAGCUCACCACAGUCUCUGAAAAAGAUACUGUCCCUUUCAGAAGAGGCAGGAGAGAGACACAGGAAACUGACAGAGGACAGUGUUUCCAACAACUCUUCACAGAUGUCCUCUCCUCCCACAUCCCCUCACAGCUCACCUAAGAAAGGGUAUGGAAGAGCAGGUGACUACCUGUCAGACUCUGGCCACAGUGAGAUCUCCUCACGCUCCAGUCUGGUGAGCACCUCCUCCCUGGACAUGGGGCAAGAUGAACGCAGACAUCGAUAUGGAGGAGUAGCUGGGGAAAGCCAUGGCAGUGUCCACCGUCUAGAACGCAGGGCUACUGCUGAUCCUGACCAGUACAGCUUGGGGUCUUGCUCAUCAAUGCAGGACUGUCGGGGUCUGUAUGCGGGUGCCACUGUGCUGUCUUCCCCCAGCUCAGAGGAGCUUACCCAGGACCAGGGCGACCGGGUGUCUCUCGAUGCUGCUGAUUCUGGUCGUGGCAGCUGGACUUCAUGUUCCAGUGGCUCUCAUGACAACAUUCAGACCAUGCAGCAGGGGCGUAGCUGGGAAGCACUUGCAGAGGGUGCGGGGCUUUGGGGAAGCAGAGGAAGCUGGGCGUCUGCCUGCUCCUCUUCAUCCUCUGCAGCAUGUUGGGGCGAGGACUCUGAGGGCGAUACGGGCACUAUCAAGCGAAGAGGAGGGAGGGAUGUGACCACAGACCCAGAGACCAGCAGCAUCACCUCCACUGGUUCAGAAGAGUCCAGACAGCACAGUCGACGGCCCUCACCCAUCACUGCAGGCAACACCAAAGCUGUGAUCACACGGAAGGACGGCCGUUACCGGGACCCUCCACCUACUCCGCCGGGCUACACCGCACUGACCAUCACGGACGUAACCGAGGGCACAGCUCACGCGGGCAGGAGACCGCCGGACUACACCACCGCCUUGCAGCGCUCCCGUCUUGUCUCACAAUCCCCCGACUCCCAGCAGCCCCCAGCUGCGGGAAAACCUAUCCACUCGCCGGAUCCCCGGGGCCGAGAAGACGAGGAGACAGAGAGGGUGGAAGUGGAGGGUGAGUGCUUGUCUCCCAAACUCAGAGAUCAAAGGAGGAGAGGUCCACACACAGCAGUUCCCCCCAGGCCAUGAGUUACAUACACCACCCCGACGGGAAGAGGAUGAACAGGUGUCCGCUGUUUGAAAGGGGGCGACUCGGGCUGCACUGCUGCAUUGACUGAUGGCCCAUAUCGGGCAUUCACAGGUCAGACAGACAGACAGACCAUCCAGUCUACAUCUUACCGGCACUGCCUCUCUCCCUCCUCGAUGGAUUCAUCUCCCUGUCCUGCCUUAAUGCAUCAUGGGGGGUUUAAUGCCCUGCAUGCUAAAAAUACUGUGAAGAAAGGAGGCGAGCAAAAAAAUAAUUUAUUUGGCACUUUGGAGAAUGGAAAAAAUGAACUGAACUGAACUGAAAACACAACGCUUUGACAUUCACACACAAAAAACAAACUACUGUUAACAGUUAUCUUCAGACAAUUCCCUCUUACCUUCUACUUAAAGGUCACAUGGACGCGUUUAAUAGUUCCCUUCAGCACUUUUUAACUGUUUUUAAGGUGUAAACUGAUGCACACAAUCUACAUUUCAGUCACACGAUUCUGGACAUGCAGUUUGGAUGGCGAAGAAGGCUCGAGUACAAUUUACCACCCUUCUUUUGGACAUCAGUCCUGACGACAACUCUCAUAUCUGUGUGGUUCAAUAUAACAGUAUUAUAUUUGCAGGAGCACGACUUGAAGGACAUCUCUUCUACUGGAUGACUACAAAUGGAGUUCAUUGAUUCCUGACUUGCGUAGCACACCGAUUUAAUAAGGAAGGUGUUUUAUGAGAGGAAAUGAUGCUAAGUGAAGCCUUAGUGAUUGAUUUUAUUGGUUUUUGGCUUUUUAGUGGGUUUGUGAGCUAUAAGAAAGUAUGACUGGUUUGGGCAAAUGCCCAUAACAAACAAUACAAAAACAAAAGCCUGAAAAAAAAAAUGUUUUGGUAAUCGAGGAGCCAAAGUCCAUUGAAAGUGAAUCAGCUCAGCUAUAACAAGCAAAAAUCACUCAUCUUCGAUAUGACGCAGGUGGGUUUUAUCAGUUCAGUACCUCUACAGCUUCAGAAAGCUAAUGAAGCGUUUGCUGUGGCUGUUGCUCAACAUCAUCUGCCCCCUGUUGGUUAAGGUGAGAACUGCAGGCUACUCAGGCAAACGAGGCCGUCUUGUAGGGUGCUACUUCCUUCCUCUCAUUAAGUGAAACCAUUAAGAAGGUGUGUAAAAAAAAAAAAAAUUGUUGCUUUUAUGUUUAGUUUUUCUUUACGAGGGCUCAAGUCAUGCAUGUUUCUCCCGGGGGUGGGUCUUGACCUAACUACCACUGCUGCAAAACAGCUUCCACAAUCACUCACAGGAACUCAACUGAAACCUGCUUUUGAGACUCCGGUGGGCCGGGAACACACAAACCCACCCGAAGUCCGUCAGUCAGAGCAGAACUGAACCGAUGGGAGCACGUCACUCUUGUUCUUUCAUUUUAAACACUGAGUUAAACUGAUCACAUUGAUCAGUAGUUAGAAACAGACUAAAGAAGAAAAAAUAAGUUUGCAGUGUUUUCCACUGUGCUCUGUAACAUCACUACUUCAAUGUUUUGUUCAGUUUUUUUCUCUAGUUGCUUGUAUGUUUGUUUGUUUUUGGCUCCCACAGUUUUUUUGUAAUGGUUGCGGAUACAGUUGUUAAUAACACAUUUGUUACAAUAACUAUAUCGCCCAUCUGCUUCUACCCAUUUUUUUUUUUUUUUUUUUUUUUAGUAAAUAUUCACAUUUUGGCAAGCCAGGAUGAGUCGCUUGUUUUGCAAAAUAAGUUGCACAAACUGUACAAGCAUAAAUACAACAAGGUAAAUAGUAGUAGGUAGCUGUUCUGCUACUCUGUUCGAUAUGUGAUGUCAAGUGAGACGUGUACAUUUAGCUGGUGAAGAUUCUCUCUUUUUUCGACUACUUUUACCUGUACGUCUUUUACAAAGACAAUUGGUGGAGUAUGUAUUUGUUCUUAUUAUUUUUCUUUAUUUUUGUUUUGUAUUUUUAAUACAAUAAUUGUAAAUAUUGGUUAUAUUUUUGUUGAAUUGUAGAAAUGUAUGAUGUUUAUGCCUCAACAUCCAGUUUAUAUGAAGCUGGGAAUCAAUAAAUUCGAGAAAAGAAAAAAGAAUCAACUUAUAGUUUUUAAAUGCACAUUAUUAUUAUUAUUAUUAUUGCUUUUUGUUUUGUUUUAUUUUUUUUUUCAAACAUUGUUUUUAAUGCCCUCUGGCACCAUCUAGUGUUUGCACAAGAUAAGACAUGAAAGUAACUUGAAAUGUGUAUCUCAUACUUUUCUAACUGACAAGUGUAUGUUGGGGUUAAUAAAAGAGAUCUGUAUCUA
Carassius gibelio (silver crucian carp) is the source of this 7679-nucleotide messenger RNA. RefSeq names its product rap guanine nucleotide exchange factor 2. The transcript has 30 exons. Gene Ontology annotation, biological process: small GTPase-mediated signal transduction; positive regulation of ERK1 and ERK2 cascade. NCBI's taxonomy places the organism in Eukaryota, Metazoa, Chordata, Actinopteri, Cypriniformes, Cyprinidae. Gene Ontology annotation, molecular function: protein binding; guanyl-nucleotide exchange factor activity. The coding region runs from base 563 to 5398 and encodes 1611 amino acids. The record is from RefSeq and is a predicted model, not a curated record.